AUGACGAUUAAGCUAGAAACUGCUAACAGGAACUGGGUGCUAUACGCAUCCGAGUGGACACUGCCACUGGCAAACCCAAACAGCUCACAACGUAACUUCUCUCUUCAUCCCCAAGUCCUGAAUCUGACUCCCCUCGAUCCGACGCAACCCAACACAACAAAACUCAUCUCAACUCAAACUCACUCAACUUGGCACUCAAGACAACAACAACAACAACGACUAAAUCGCGACAAUUUCAGGCAAGCGAAAAUGCCUUGUCCUACUAAAGAAUGUCCAACGCCCUCAGGCAACAACCCGCAAGCGAUGUCCUCCGAAAUCCUCGACGAAGUCAACGAGCGCCUUAUCGAAUGGCUCAAGCAAGAAGCAACAACGUUCGACGAUGAAUCAUCCGAAGAUGAAACGUCCUCUGACGAAGAAGAACCUGAAAAGAAGUCAUCUAGACCUUUUGGAAGUUUGGCUCUCCGCCUGAAGAAAUGGUUCACGGGCCAUCACCAUCAAGAGAAGUAA
Fusarium mangiferae is the source of this 507-nucleotide messenger RNA. RefSeq lists its product as uncharacterized. The transcript is spliced from 2 exons. The record is from RefSeq and is a predicted model, not a curated record. NCBI's taxonomy places the organism in Eukaryota, Fungi, Ascomycota, Sordariomycetes, Hypocreales, Nectriaceae. The coding region runs from base 1 to 507 and encodes 168 amino acids.